GAUCGAUUGAAGGAGUUUCGCACGUGUAUGGUGGCACUGGAUCCGAUAAUCUUGCCUUGGCGUCUGCAUGAUCUGACGGAGCUAGAAUCGGAUCUGCACUGCUCGUGCCUAGGCUGUGGCAUGUGUCGUCACUGUCGUGGCACUGGCUGCUGAGCUGAUCGAUCACGGUAAUCAUGGUGCCCGCAAUGGUGGUAAUACCUUGAAUACGGUCCGGAGAUGUAACAAGACUACAAGUCAUGUAGCCGACUGUCAAUGUCAGCUAUGACAUUCUUUGCGAUUCUCAACAUCACGGGACCCGACCGGUCGACCAGGAGCUCACUACUCCAAGGUUCGCAGGCCACAGGCACAAACAAGGAACAUUACAUGGCUGUACUGUUUUGUAUCCCCUGUGAAGUAGUUAGUUGUGGAAGUCUGGUAUUCAGCCGUCCAUUCCCUGCUUGGGCAGCACACGACGUAUUACCAGUGCAGUAGAUCUACUCCUCAGUGCUUUGUGAUCCAUGACCGUAGACUCCACCGGUGCACCGCUUUUGGACCAAACCUCACUAGCGCCUUGUCCAGUCGUCUUUAGGUCUGGCUUUGGCUACCAAGAUAAUAAAGAAUGAUGAAGAUUGAGUCUGGAGGUGAAGAAAACAGGGCGACCAUCUACAUGGAUCUCGCUGGCUGGAUUGUAGCGUGAGUGGAAGCGAUGUUUGUCAUCAAGAUACCCUUGGAGUUGAAGUGGUCUUGAACAAGAUUCGGCGGUCUGUACCCUCUUCACACUUGCUACUGUUUAGACGCACUGCACUGGAACACCCAUCCCUCGCUGCUGAGCUUCGUCCCUACCCAUUCCACACAGUCACAGCCUUCUAGUUCUAGAUCGAGCAGCUCUGUCCGCACCCGUACACGCGCCACUGCACUAGCGCGCAAGCAGUAGGGCUCACCCCCGGCACGCGCUCACUCGAUCGUGCCAAGGCAACAGCUAGGCCGUAAAACUAAAAGUGGAAUGAAUGCAACUACUACGCCUCCACUCCGCAAUGUCACUACUAGUACUACCAGGCGCGAAAGCCAGGUACCGGCGGUGGGUUCCACACCGACCAACCCAUCAUCUCUCUCCUGCAGUACCAACAGCCGAGUUUCUUGGGCCUCCAAAUUGCAGAAGUCUUUGACCAACAGCCUUGGAAUCAGUAGUUCACCGAUGAGUACUGACGACGGCUCGCCACUCAAGCCCAUCCAGCAGCAAUGCAUCCACCAGGUUACAGUUGAUAUCCUCAUGCUGCCGAGUGAUGCAAUGGCACCUUACACAGCGGUACUUCAGGAUUGCCUAUGGCGAGAAAAGUGUACGCUCUCCCUGGAGAGAGUUGGCAGUGACUUAGGAUUCACAGAUCUGGAAGACAGGCCGACCCAACAACGACCUUAUGUGCUUGUGACGCAGCUCGAUCGCAAGUCUCUCACCCAGGGCAAGCGGAGGAUCUCCGAAGACAGUUUACCACCAGCAGUUAUCAAUCUGGAGGAUAUUACUGCUAUCCAGCAAGUUAACGAGCGGGUCCUGGAGUCUAGGGGCCAGCACACAACGUAUGCAUGUGUGAUCGAAGCAUUGGUGAAAAGCCAGUCGCUGUUCUUUGCCGCACAACGCCUCGUCAAGCAGUGCAUACGGUUCGUGUACAGUGAGGACCUAGUCGAGUGGGUGGCCACAUUGAAGUCUGCUCUUGCACUAUGCCUUUGUAACGAUGGAGAAAUUCCAAGUCUCUAUCACGUCCGAGUACCAUCUCACCAGCGAGUUGUUGCACAACAACAUGCCCUUCUGGUAAUUACGCCGGCAAAGCCCCGUCCACUGUGCAUCCGGCUCCUGCAUCCGCUAAGCAUGGUUCCCUUGUAUGAGGUCACACUGACCAGUAUCUACUCCAUAGGUCAACGCUUCGACGUCAAACAGCUGUGGCUGUCCAUUGCCCAAUCGCCCCAGUCACCGCUGGGCAUGUCGAUCGAUCUGAGCCUGCACUGCCAGUGUGUUGGACUGCUGGUGAAGGCUAUCAAGGCAGCACUGCACUACAACCUGGACUGGGGCGAAGAAAUUGUCACCAACACCACCAGCACGUUCAUUCAUCACAGUAGACAGAGAGCGCCGUCAUCCAUCAGUUCCAACCCGGAUGGAGAACCUCAUCGGCGGGAUUCGUUGGUACCGGAGAGAUCCAGUUUGCACAUCGUCCCAUCACCAACUCCAGCCAGUGGAAAUGGGUCAGCUGUUGAAUGGUCCGGCUCAGUGGUAUCGGUCGAAGGCCAUGACCGAAUGCUAACACCAUAUUCCAGCAUUGAUGGUCCGCCUGAUGACCUGGCCUAUUCUAAUAGCAGCAGCGUGUUCUUACCAGCGGGACCAGACACACCAACAGUUCUGGCAACACCAGGUAAUACGUUGGAACUUGAUGGAACCCCCGGACAACAGGAAGGCACACCGGUAGCAGGUAUCUCGCACGGACCACCGGUCCGACCUCCUAAACCUGGCCGCAAUAGUCCUUCACAGCUGCUGAGUGACAACUUGUUGAAUGAUGACGACUUUGGGGAAAUGACGGACAUGAAACCAUCAGCAUUUGUGGAGUUUGCUGAAAUUCCCGAUGCUGCCCAGCUGCCUAGCCACCCCGAGAUGCGGCGAUUUCGAAUGGCUACAUCUAACGCUGGGAAGUGCCUGACGUUGCCACUGCCGCCCAAACAACGGAGUAUCUCAUCCACGAAUAUUAUUGAGAGCAUCGAUGACAUGGAUGAGAGCAGGGAUCGGGUCGUUCGCCUGAGUCGCUCUAACAGUGUGCCAGAUCGACGUAGCUACAUGAGCAAGGUGAAUAGUCUCAGUAAUCGGGCAAGACUGUUGCCGGACGACACGUUGGACUUGGAUGAGGUCAGCUUGCUGAGUGAUUCUUCCGUGUGCGCGCCGGGGGAGCAUACUGAUCAAGUGGUACGCCGCCCAACAAGGCAACAUUCACAGGAGGAGGUGACAAAGGCACGGGGUAUAAGUUGUGAAACUGUGUACAUCGGGCCGCCAUUGGCAAUCUUUGACCGUGACUCGACCCAUUUGAGGGAUGUUUCAGACUCGCCUGAGAACGUGGCAGCUGAUUAGUGGCUGCAUGCAGACAUCGACAAUAUGGAUUGUAUCCACCUUCUCUCUCCCCCCCCCCCUCCCCCACUCUCUAUUAAAUUUUAGUAUCAUAUCCAUGGAGGUGGCUUUUCGCUGAUGGGUUUCCCUUGAGAGUGUAUUUCCACACUGAUUUCGCCCUACACACUUCCCUAUUAUAGUCUUUCCCUUGGAAGCCUUGAUCUUGAUAUCACAUCCUUGCUGGCCCGGCAACGUUGAUCAUCAUCCGCCCUUUGCAGGUAGCACCCAUUUCUUGCCAAUAUGAGACCGUACAUGUCUGGAAAUUUGUCAAUUCACGAAAUACUUUAUGGUGGAAAGUUAGAAAACGGUCUUAUGAAACCAGUGUCAUGGCCCAUUCAUUUUUACCCUGGCAUUAUUACAACAAUAGAGAGAUGUCUACUCGUCAAUUAUAUCUUCAUCAAAUGUGGGCGCAACAUGAUUGUGCUAACCUGAACUGGUAUCAUUAUGCACAUGUAUGUGCAGCAUGUGCGUAUUGUCAGGGCACGGCACAUGGAUUGGUUUAUUUAAUGUCAAAGAACAAACAGGCAGUGUUGCCUUACUACAUGAGA
Sycon ciliatum is the source of this 3666-nucleotide messenger RNA. RefSeq lists its product as uncharacterized. The transcript is spliced from 7 exons. NCBI's taxonomy places the organism in Eukaryota, Metazoa, Porifera, Calcarea, Leucosolenida, Sycettidae. The record is from RefSeq and is a predicted model, not a curated record. Bases 983 to 3082 code for a protein of 699 amino acids.